Colias croceus (clouded yellow) is the source of this 960-nucleotide messenger RNA. RefSeq names its product 40S ribosomal protein S2 (gene RpS2). Gene Ontology annotation, biological process: translation. Gene Ontology annotation, cellular component: ribosome; cytosolic small ribosomal subunit. The coding region runs from base 147 to 932 and encodes 261 amino acids. The record is from RefSeq and is a predicted model, not a curated record. The transcript is spliced from 3 exons. Gene Ontology annotation, molecular function: RNA binding; structural constituent of ribosome. NCBI's taxonomy places the organism in Eukaryota, Metazoa, Arthropoda, Insecta, Lepidoptera, Pieridae.
UCUGUGGAAUGUGAGUGAAUGAAAUGAACGAAACAGGUCAAUAGCCGAUUGGCGAAUGGCUGUGGCGAAUGGCGUCUGGCUUUGUGUCGCGGACGCGGCCUCUGCCAUUUUGAAUUUGACCGUCUUAUUUAGCUCACGGCUCUACAAUGGCGGACGCAGCUCCAGCCGGUGGACGUGGCGGUUUCCGCGGUGGAUUUGGUUCUCGUGGGGGUGAUAGAGGCCGUGGUGGUCUUCGUGGACGUGGACGUGGUCGCGGUCGCGGCCGUGGACGCGGCAAGGAAGACCAGAAGGAAUGGGUUCCAGUGACCAAACUUGGACGCCUCGUGCGUGAAGGAAAGAUCGACAAACUGGAGAGCAUCUACCUGUUCUCCUUGCCCAUUAAAGAAUUCGAAAUCAUCGAUUUCUUCCUGGGGGCUUCCCUCAACGAUGAAGUGCUUAAGAUCAUGCCCGUCCAGAAACAAACCCGUGCCGGUCAGCGUACCCGUUUCAAGGCCUUCGUGGCCAUCGGAGACAACAAUGGACACAUUGGUCUCGGAGUUAAGUGCAGCAAGGAAGUAGCUACCGCCAUCCGUGGUGCUAUCAUCCUUGCCAAGCUCUCCGUACUCCCUGUCCGCAGAGGAUACUGGGGUAACAAGAUCGGAAAGCCUCACACUGUCCCAUGCAAGGUCACUGGCAAGUGUGGUUCAGUCACUGUAAGGCUGAUCCCUGCUCCCCGUGGUACUGGUAUUGUGUCUGCGCCAGUCCCUAAGAAGUUGCUUCAAAUGGCUGGUGUUGAGGACUGCUACACAUCCGCAAGAGGCUCAACUGGCACACUUGGAAACUUCGCGAAGGCUACAUACGCUGCCAUCGCCAAGACCUAUGCCUACUUGACCCCCGACUUGUGGAGGGACAUCCCAUUGACCAAGUCACCCUACUCUGAAUUCAAAGUCUAAAAUAUGAAAUACAACCACUUUGAUUAAA